Ooceraea biroi (clonal raider ant) is the source of this 4098-nucleotide messenger RNA. RefSeq names its product serine/threonine-protein phosphatase 2B catalytic subunit 2. Gene Ontology annotation, molecular function: calmodulin-dependent protein phosphatase activity. NCBI's taxonomy places the organism in Eukaryota, Metazoa, Arthropoda, Insecta, Hymenoptera, Formicidae. The record is from RefSeq and is a predicted model, not a curated record. Gene Ontology annotation, biological process: calcineurin-mediated signaling.
UGUAUAUCGAUCGUAUCGAUUACGUUGUCCAAUUAGAUAGAUUUCUGCGAUUUCAAUGUCGCAACUGAUGGCUUUACGGCUUUCUCCGCUUAAGGAUUGAUAUCAUUUAUCUUAUUUGCGAAAAUCGACUUUUAUCGAUUCGGCAUGCCUGACGAGAAUGUUUACGAGCGUUCUCGUCGGGUUCGGUGACGGCGCUCGCUUCGUCAAGCGGCGUCAAUAGUUGUAAUAACUCGCUAUUUAACUUAAUGUCACGCCCCCGUCGGUUUUAAUCGAAUGUAAUUCGCGCUCGAGCGGCAGCAGCUUUUAACGGUCUCGCGCCCGUAAACCUUCGCAGGAGAAUUACGAACGGAACGAGAGAGAAUUUCAACGAGAAACGCAGCGCGCUGCUGUUUUGUUAACGAACAACGGACAACGUAGAAAUUUCAAAAACGGGAAACAGGAGUUGCUCCUGGGCAGUUUCGUGUGACGAAACGCACGCACCCGUCAUGGCCGACAAGAACCAGAACACCGUCGCGCUCGACGAUGGAGACGUCUCCUUCAUCGGCAUGUACGCUUCGCUGAGGUCUCCAGAAGAGAGCAACGUCUCUUCGUCGAGCGUGUAUCUGACUCCGUUGGGGAUGGACGAGUCCGACGAUUUGGAGGUAACGCCUCAGUCGCAAACCGCUGCAGCGAGCCUGACAUCGAAUUUCCAGCAACGAAGAACCAGGGACGGUUCCGCGGACGAUGCGCGUCCGUAUUCGGCGGACCAUCACGAGGACUCGCUGGAGUACGCCGAAACGGAAUACAGAGUACAGGACGUGUCGGCGUCUUCGCGCACCGAGCACGUGGACUCGCUCAGCUCGUUCCAGCCGGAAGCGAUGCCGAAAAGCGUGGCAACCACGCGGAAGGGGGAGGAGAAGGAAGACAUCGGGGCGCGGACGGGCGCGAAGAUGAAGGGCGAGCUCACCUUGGAGACGGAGGAGCCCACCUCCGAUUACUCGACCAUGGAAUCGGAGUCGAUCGUCCUGAACGACGAGGGUGCGUCUUCAGCGAUGACGUCUGACGGCGCGAUCGAUCGGUCACCGCCACGGAGCGGCGCAAAUUGCGCUCAGGAGGAUGCGGUGAUCGCUGGCUCCGUGGAAGCGAACGCGACUGCCUCGGUAAAUGAUGAUUCCACCAGCUCGCACAAUCGACCGGACGUUCUCGAGGACGAGGAAGUGUUCGAGACGGAUACGUUCGACGGUGAGUACAACGGGAACACUGAUCCGAUGCAGCGCUCCCUGGAGAGGAUGCUGAUCAGGGAACGGCAGGACGGUUGCUUUCGAAAUCGUUGGUUGAAGAAGAGCAAGAUGAACUUGAGCUCGCUGAUUUCGCGAUGCCGGUCGCCCGAGCGAUUCGCUCGGAGGAAAGUCGCGGAGGAAGAUAAAAGUGUGGAGGCGACGUUGGUAAAUAAUUUCGAGCGGAAGAGCCCGAUUCUCAAGUUGCGAUUGGCAAAGAGGGAUGACGAGCAGGUCCAGACAGCUGAAAGGCCGAAAGAUGUUCCGUUUCCACCGUCGCACAAAAUGACAGUGGCAGAAGUCUUCGACGAACGAACAGGAUCUCCGCGGCCGGAGGUCCUGAAGCAACACUUCAUCGUCGAAGGUAGGAUCGACGAGACUGCGGCUCUUCGUAUAAUCAACGAUGGAGCCGCCCUUCUACGUUCGGAGAAAACUAUGAUAGACAUCGAGGCUCCAGUCACUGUAUGCGGCGACAUUCACGGACAGUUCUACGACCUGAUGAAAUUAUUCGAGGUGGGCGGUCCACCCUCCUCGACCAAGUAUCUCUUCCUCGGUGAUUACGUUGACAGGGGUUAUUUCAGUAUCGAGUGCGUAUUGUACCUGUGGGCGCUGAAGCUGUGCCAUCCGACCACACUCUUCCUCCUCAGAGGUAACCACGAGUGCCGUCAUCUCACGGAAUACUUCACAUUUAAGCAGGAAUGUAAAAUAAAAUACUCGGAGAGGGUGUACGACGCGUGCAUGGAUGCCUUCGACUGUUUGCCGCUCGCCGCCCUCAUGAACCAACAGUUCCUCUGCGUGCACGGCGGCCUGUCGCCGGAAAUUCACAAUCUAGAAGACAUUCGCAAAUUGGACAGGUUCAAAGAGCCACCAGCGUUCGGACCGAUGUGCGACCUCCUCUGGUCGGAUCCCCUCGAGGACUUCGGCAACGAGAAGAACGCGGAACACUUCUCUCACAAUAGCGUCAGGGGUUGUUCGUACUUUUACAGUUACGCGGCGUGCUGCGACUUUCUGCAGAACAACAAUUUGCUCAGCAUCAUAAGGGCACACGAGGCUCAAGACGCCGGAUAUCGUAUGUAUCGAAAGUCUCAGACGACGGGCUUCCCAUCGCUUAUCACCAUCUUCAGCGCGCCCAACUAUCUCGACGUGUACAACAACAAGGCGGCGGUUUUGAAGUACGAGAACAACGUGAUGAACAUCAGGCAGUUCAAUUGCUCGCCGCACCCGUACUGGCUGCCCAAUUUCAUGGACGUUUUCACAUGGUCCCUGCCGUUCGUCGGCGAAAAGGUCACAGAAAUGUUGGUGAACGUGCUGAACAUUUGCUCGGACGACGAGCUGAUGAGCGACGGCGAUGACGCGCUCGAGGAAGAUGUCGCAGCCAAAGUCGUUGUCCAAAAAAAGAAUGGUGCAGCAGCUAAUCUACGUAAGGAAGUCAUCAGAAACAAGAUCAGAGCCAUCGGAAAAAUGGCGCGUGUCUUCUCCGUCCUGAGAGAGGAAAGCGAGAGUGUGCUGCAGUUGAAGGGCUUGACGCCGACUGGAGCUUUACCUCUUGGUGCGCUUUCUGGCGGCAAGACCUCUCUGAAAAAUGCUCUCCAAGGCUUCUCGCCGAAUCACAAAAUCACCUCGUUCGCCGAGGCCAAGGGUUUGGACGCCAUAAACGAAAGAAUGCCACCGAGGAAGGACGCACCGCCCACGCCGGUGAACGAGGAGAAGCCCAUGACAAAGCCGCCGCCUCCUGCGGGAGACAAGCGGGACCACAACACGCCGCAACCGCAAUCGUGAGCCCCACACUCGUCCAAUCAAGAUGGCGUGGAUGGAUCUUAAGACCUCGGCGCUAUCGCCGCCACCACCAAACAUUUGUAAACCAUUGCCCAUCUCUCCUCCCCGGCUGUUACAAUCAGCGCGCUGUUCAUCGAGGAGUCAGGAGAAGCCAUCGCCGUCGCAAGAUCAGGAGACGGACGGACGGACGCGAAACGAAAGCGAUUUCUCUCGUUGAUGCAGCUUUCGACGGACGAGAUUGUUGGUCCCGGUGCAGCGAAAGAAAGCAGCAGCAGCAGUCGAAGAAAAAGAAGCCGUCAAAAAACGCCCGAUUGGGCGCGUUUCAGCGGGGUUCCUCUCUUCUCCGACGAUCUGGUUCCGUUUUUGUUCGCGCAUGUUGCAUUCGCGAGCACAAAGCAGGAACGCGUUAGUCUCCCUCGCUCUUUCGCUCGCGCUUCUCUCUCUCUCUCUCUCUCUCUCUCUCUCUCUCUCUCUAUCUCUGUGCUCUCUUUCUUUUGUGCAAACCAAUUGUAUUUAUUUUAUUUAGUUUUUAGUCUUAGUUGCUUUUAAUUUCUAUAAUUUUCUUAUUGUGGAGAGCAAUCUAUUGUAUGUUAAUUCUUAUUUUUUGUUUUUGUUAUUCUUUGUACGGGAUUUUUUAUCCUAGUGCAAUUAAGACUCUACUCUACUCUACUCUACUCUGUUCCUCAUCUUUCUUCGCUCGGUUCCUCGCUUCCUCCUCUGCCUUUACCAGCAUCCACCAGCGCGUACAUUAUCCGUGUCUCUCGCGGAUAGUCAACUCAAUUUUCAUGCGUGUGUGACGCAGACGUAGAUUCACGUAUCUUUGAUAAAUCUGAUCGGUGGGAUCGGAUGUUGACGCAUUCUCGAGAAAGAAUCCUCUUGCCACCCUCUUGUCCCGCGCCCUCGUAUUUCCCUCAUAUUUCCUCUUCUGGACGCGAAAAGGCGAGGGAGAGAGACGGAAGGAACGGCUCGCGUGUGGUCAGUCUAAUGAAAAGAAGCACAUAAGUAGAGUGUAUGUGAGCUGAGUGAGUGAACGAGUGAGUGAGCGAGUACACAAGAUAAAGAAAAA